Harmonia axyridis is the source of this 2785-nucleotide messenger RNA. RefSeq lists its product as uncharacterized. The record is from RefSeq and is a predicted model, not a curated record. NCBI's taxonomy places the organism in Eukaryota, Metazoa, Arthropoda, Insecta, Coleoptera, Coccinellidae. The coding region runs from base 88 to 2706 and encodes 872 amino acids. The transcript has 2 exons.
UAAAGGAUUCUAUGGCUUAGAAAAACCCUAUAAAAUUUUAUUAAUCUAUUUCUUUACAAAUGAUCAUUUGAGUGGAAUCAGUUUUUGAUGGCAUCCCAAGAGAUGAGAUUGUUAACUGUAUCGGUUGCCCUGAUAUUGGUGACUUUUAUACCUGAGGUCUGGUCAGAGAGGGAAUCGAGUCUUCAGUCAGCCUUCGUUUGUCCAAAUGAGUGCAUAUUACUGUUGGCCCAAUCUAAAAAAUCUAUUAGAAGUUUCAUAUCGAGAAAAUAUAAAACAAAAUGUGGCGCUUGCUGGUCCGACGUACUGACCCCAAAUUUUGGAAGAGCAGGGCAGAUACAGAUGCGAAGAUUGGUAACCAAACGAUGCCAAAAAUCAUGCGUCGUAAAUCUCGUUGAUAUGUGUUCCGGUAAUAUUGGAGUUUACAAGAAAUCUCUCCAAACUUGUGGUGUAUGCUGGUCUUCUAUCUACCAUUCUCAUGAGAAAGUCGAGUUGAUAUCAAUAAAGAUGAAGAAAGUGAUAAUAGAAUCAAUUUCGAAAAGAUUUCCUGUUUCUGAUUUUGCCGAUUCUACAGAAGAGGAAGAACAUCAGAAUUCCUCUGCAGCGAGCGAUGAGAUUGUCAUUGAUAACCGGGACAACAAAAGGGUAAAAAAAAAUAAAGGCUUGUUGAUCAAAAUUCAUACAAAAGAAAAGAACACCCGUCCGUCAGCCUCAAAAUACGGUUAUAUGCACGGCGAAGACCAUGUUGGUGUUCCAGAAGAUGAUAUUAACGUCAAACUCAAGGAUAAUUCAAUUGGAAAUGAUGGUGUCAUUUCUACCCAUGAAGUGCACUCUGAAUUCCAAAGUACGCCUGAUGGUUUCGAUGCAACGCAUAAAAUAAAAAACCAGAGUGUAUGGUGGAACUCUGACAAACCAACAGAUGCUGAUCAUACAGCGCAUUUAGAAUCAGCAGUCGAUACUUCACAUCUCAUUGAAAAUCACUCUACAGACCAUUCAUCCUUAGAGGUAUCCAAUCAUGUUCAUAAUGAAUCUACAGCUUGGAGCAAUAGUGGCGAAUGGGGUUUAGCAGAUCACAUCGAUUUACAUUCCAAAGAUGGAGCAAUUCAACAUGAGAAAUUGGAUGUUGAACAUCACGAGGAGAAAGAAGACGUAUUACACACUUUUAAUGAAGAAUCGCCUGAACUACAUGUACAGCAUCAUGUUGAGCAUGAAGCUGUUCAGGUAGCAGCAGAACAACGUUCCAAUUUAGAGGAAAAUGUAUCUCAGGAGGAAGCCUCACACCUGGAAGUAUCUCAACAGGAAUUAUCUCAUCAGGAAGUAUCCCAACAGGAUGUUUCUCAUCAGGGAGUAUCCCAACAGGAAGUCUCUCACCUGGAAGAAUCUCAACAGGAAGUCUCUCAUCAGGAAGAAUCUCAUCAGGAAGUAUCCCAACAGGAUGUAUCUCAUCAAGAAAUAUCUCAACAAGAAGUAUCUCAACAAGAAGUAUCUCACCAGCAAAUAUCUCAGCAGCAAGUAUCCCAACAAGAAGUAUCUCAGCAAGAACUAUCGCACCAAGAAGUAUCUCAGCAAGAAUUAUCGCAGCAAGAAGUAUCUCAUCAGAAUGUUGAACACAAUGUACACCAUAGCUCUAAUCAACAAACAAUAGUUUCGAAUACAACUAAAAUACAGCAAGAAUUUGCAAGUGGUGGAUAUCAUCAGCAUGAAAAUGAACAUAUCAGUACAAAUGGCGUAUCCCAGCAGAUCGUAGAGCAAAAUGCUCAUGCAAUUCAACAUGAAGCUCAGAUGAAUGAUGAGCAUCAUGUUGAGGACGACAGUCUGGCACAUUUAGCUCGGCAGGAAGUUGAUACAAGUCAUGAAUUAUCUCAUGAAUUAUCUCAGCAUGGAAUAGGCGUAAAUGUAGAGCAUAGUUCGCAUAAAAUAGCAUUUGAUUUAGAUGAGCAUGAAUCGAAACAGGAGCUUGCAGUUGACAAUGCAAACAUUUAUAUGGAUCAGCAAUCAGCUAUAGGUUAUAAAUAUAAUGGUGGUGCGCAAUAUAUAUCAGAAAAAACAUUGUUGGACAACAUGGCAUGUUUCUGCAAACUAAAAUCUAUACCUCAGCUUAUAGAAGCGUCUGUAGUUGAUCAACAAACAUUUGACGAGAUUGCAAGAAAUAAUUUAGUGAAUUCACAUCGAUGGUCCAAUCCUUUCUUAGUAUAUGGUGGCUCUAGAAGGUCAUUUUUAUUACAGCCCGAUCUGGGACAAAUAGACUAUGCGCAUUUCACGACUGUAGCAAGGAUAAACGAUUUUGAUAAAUUAAUGGUUGCUGAAUUAUUGAAGUAUAAAAGUGUAUUGAUGAAUAUAUUCGGUAGAGAACUGUUCCUCAAGUUGACCAACACCAUCAAGAGUGAAGCUACAAUAGUUGAACAGGAGUUGAUAAGAUUGAAAGCACUGAAAUACUGUCCAAUGCCUCAAUACAAUAAUGAGUAUAGUUUUUUGCUGAACACAGUAGUAACAAAAGUUUCAAGAUGCGUGGUGGACGAUAUUCAUGAAAUGGUAGGAGAACUCCUGAACAUAUACUCUAAAAUGUCCCCACACCAAGCUUUCAGCGAUGGAGAUAGCUUCAUUUCAACGUUCCAACAUAAGAUUUCUUCGUGUAGAAAUGAGAAAAUUCUAACUAGAAUUCACGGUUCGCCAGUCAAGUGUGGACUGAUUGGAAAUCUAGUUAUUUAGAAACUUAUUUUUCUUUUUCAGCAUAAGAGACGUUAACAUACUGUAUCUACGAAAAAUACAAUAAAUAGAGAUAACUGAU